Messenger RNA from Selaginella moellendorffii, 840 nucleotides. RefSeq lists its product as uncharacterized. NCBI's taxonomy places the organism in Eukaryota, Viridiplantae, Streptophyta, Lycopodiopsida, Selaginellales, Selaginellaceae. The transcript is spliced from 4 exons. The record is from RefSeq and is a predicted model, not a curated record. The coding region runs from base 81 to 794 and encodes 237 amino acids. Gene Ontology annotation, cellular component: chloroplast thylakoid membrane.
UACCUCGUAGAAGUUCGUUUUCUAUCUAAUGUUUAAAGUUCUAUCUAAUCAAUAUCAAAGACUUCUUACCUAGAUAGAAAAUGAGCAGUGGGAGCUUGGGAUUGCUCCUACACUGUGGUGGGUCUUUUGCAUUCGCUCCAGAUUCUCGUUUUUUCUCGGCAAGCUUGACGAGGAGCAAGAGAGGAGGAGUUCUUCGGGCAUUGAGACUCCACCAGCAAAUAGCUCAAGUUGCCGAGCAGGCCAUCGCUGAUGCCUCGUCUUCUCUCGACGGCCCAAUUGAGCUCCCCGGCGAUUUGGAGCAGCCCACCUCGCCACUCCAAAUCGCAGGUAGCGUCGUUCUCACUGGUGCCAUCUCGGUUCUUCUCCUCCGCUCGUUGAGACGACGAUACAAAGAAGCCAAAGAGAAGAAACCUUUGAAGGAACAGGCCAAGCAGAAUGCGCUCGCUAGCCUCGCCAACCAGGUAGUGGAGAAGCCACCACCAUCGUUUGAGCAGACCCUGUAUGGAGCUCUCUUGGCCGGCGCAAUAGCUUUUGUGCUCUACCAGUGCACCACGGCAGUGACCGGCUCCUUCGCUUCAAAGCCACUUCCAACAGAAUAUGCUACAAGGAACAUUGCGGUGACUGUGAGAACUAUUAUAAGUGGGAUAUGUUACCUCGCUACCUUUGUGUUCGCUGCCGACGCCAUUGGAUUGGCGCUCUAUGGUCUUCAACUCUUGGUUAAUCCUCCGCCAGCGGCACCAGAGAAAGGCACCGACGAGGAGGACGAAUCAGCUCCUAGUGAAGACAAACGAUAGCUUGAAGUAUCCCUGGAAUAAACAAAUUGUUAGCUCGCAAGAAAAA